AUGCAUGAAAAACAAAUAGAACAUGAACGUGAGAUAUGUUCUGGUUAUAGAGACUCUCCAUACGAACUAGACCAAUGGGAACAAGAAGAUUUAAAGAGAGAAUUUAGAGAAUAUGAACUCGCUAAAGUUUCAUUAGAAGCUGCAGAAGAGAGGUUAAAAGGUUGGGGUCCUUUUGUACAAAAAUAUUGUGAGUAA
Messenger RNA from Trichomonas vaginalis G3, 195 nucleotides. RefSeq lists its product as uncharacterized. NCBI's taxonomy places the organism in Eukaryota, Parabasalia, Trichomonadida, Trichomonadidae. The coding region runs from base 1 to 195 and encodes 64 amino acids. The transcript has a single exon. The record is from RefSeq and is a predicted model, not a curated record.